Nerophis lumbriciformis (worm pipefish) is the source of this 1671-nucleotide messenger RNA. NCBI's taxonomy places the organism in Eukaryota, Metazoa, Chordata, Actinopteri, Syngnathiformes, Syngnathidae. The record is from RefSeq and is a predicted model, not a curated record.
AUGGAACUAUUGGCUCGUUAUCUCGAUAGGAGCAAUUCAGUGAGUUCAACCACAACUCAGGACUUGAUCAAGGAGGAGAACCUGAGGGAUGACCUGAAGUUCUACUUUAUGAGCCCAUGUGAGAAAUACAGAGCCAGGAGACACAUCCCCUGGAAACUAGGGGUGCAGAUCCUCAAGAUAGUCAUGAUCACCACACAACUCGUCCUCUUUGGCCUCAACAACCAGCUGGUGGUGUCCUACAAGGAAGAGAAUGCCAUGGCCCUGAAAAACUUGUUUCUAAAGGACUACAGUGGUGUGGACGAGGAUGACUACAGCGUUGCGGUGUACUCACAACAAGGUGUCUAUGACAGCUUGUUUUAUGUGCUGGAUCAGUAUAGCCAGCUGAGCCGGCUCGCUGUGGGUCCCAUCAGUUACGCUGAGGAUGAAGAUAGUGGCUUGUUACCUCUGGUCAUCUGCAAAAACCUUUACAGAAGGGGUAGUGUCACGCCUUCGGAUGAGGCCUACGACAUAGAUGCCCAAUUAGAAACAGUUUGCCUACCUCUUGAUCCAAAGACCGUCCAUCUGUGGAAAACCCAGAAUGCAUCCUUUUUUGACUUGGACUUUUACAGGUUGGUGGAUGUGAAAAUAACCUUUAACUUGAAAGGAAUCAACCUUCAAACUGUGCAGUCACGGGAGUUGCCUGACUGUUAUUCUUUUUCUGUCAUGAUAACAUUUGACAACCAGUGCCACAGUGGAAAGGUGAAAAUAUUUCUGGACAUUGAUGCACAGAGCAGCGCUUGCCGAGGCUGGAAAAUAUCUGGAACAGCUCAGAAGAACACUCACUAUCUUCUGGUGUUUGACGGCUUUGUGAUUGUGGUUUGCCUAACAUCGGCUGUGCUGUGCACCCGCUCCAUAGUGUUAGCUGUCAAGUUACUGCAGCGAUUCUCCAGAUUUCUCCAUGAAAAUUAUAACCGAAAGGUAUGUGAAGAUGACCAGGGAGAGUUCUUAAAUGGUUGGUAUGUGCUGGUCAUUGUUAGUGACCUCUUGACCAUAGUUGGAUCAAUACUGAAGAUGGAAAUUCAAGCAAAGAGUUUGACCAGCUACGAUGUGUGCAGUAUAUUUUUGGGUACAUCAACCUUAUUGGUGUGGGUUGGCGUGAUCCGCUAUCUUGGCUACUUUCAGAAAUACAAUGUGCUUAUUUUGACCAUGAAGGCAGCCUUUCCAAAAGUGUUGCGAUUCUGCUGCUGUGCUGGAAUGAUCUACCUUGGUUACACCUUCUGCGGUUGGAUUGUGCUGGGUCCAUAUCAUGAGAAGUUUGAAGGCCUGAGCCUCGUGGCCGAGUGUCUGUUUUCUUUGUUGAACGGUGAUGAUAUGUUCACAACCUUUGCCCAGCUGAAAGACAAAAACACACUAGUUUGGAUCUUUAGUCGGGCCUACCUCUACUCUUUCAUUUCACUCUUUAUUUACAUGGUGCUUUCGCUCUUCAUCGCCCUAAUCACCGACGCCUACGAGACCAUCAAGAAUUACCAAAGGGAUGGGUUCCCACUGACAGACCUGCAAAAGUUCCUCAGAGAUCAGAAAGAUUUUGGUGCAUCAGAGGAGAGCAGACAGAUGGAUCCCUACACCAGCUAUUCAGUGUUUUGUUGCUGUGAAAAAGUUCCUGAAAGUGAUGACAUCGCACUCAUCAGUUGA